AUGUCCAAGCGCACGAAGAAGGUCGGCAUUUCCGGCAAGUACGGUACAAGAUACGGUGCUUCGCUCCGUAAGCUCGUCAAGAAGCAGGAAGUGUCCCAGCACGCCAGAUACACCUGCACUUUCUGCGGUAAGGACAGCGUUCGCCGCUCCUCCGUCGGUAUCUGGAACUGCAAGUCCUGCAAGAAGGUCAUGGCUGGUGGUGCUUACGUCGUUGCUACUCCCGCUGCUGCCGCUAUGCGGUCGACUCUCCGCAGACUUCGCGAGAUCACUGAAGUUUAA
This is a messenger RNA of Podospora anserina S mat+, 279 nucleotides long. RefSeq lists its product as uncharacterized. The record is from RefSeq and is a predicted model, not a curated record. Gene Ontology annotation, molecular function: structural constituent of ribosome. The transcript is spliced from 5 exons. Bases 1 to 279 code for a protein of 92 amino acids. Gene Ontology annotation, biological process: translation. Gene Ontology annotation, cellular component: ribosome. NCBI's taxonomy places the organism in Eukaryota, Fungi, Ascomycota, Sordariomycetes, Sordariales, Podosporaceae.